CUGACGGGCCGCGGCCGCCUCCAUGAAGCGCAAGAGCGAGCGGCGCUCGGCUUGGGCUACCGCGCCCCCCUGCUCGCGCCGCAGCUCGUCCGCCUCUCCUGGCGUGAAGAAGAGCCGCAGCUCCACGCCGCAGGAGCUGCACCGCCUGGAGCAGCAGGACGACCUGUACCUGGACAUCACGGAUCGCCUUUGUUUUGCCAUUCUCUACAGCAGACCAAAGAGUGCGUCAAACGAACAUUAUUUCAGCAUAGAUAAUGAACUUGAGUAUGAGAACUUCUACGCUGAUUUUGGACCACUCAAUCUGGCAAUGGUUUACAGAUAUUGUUGCAAGAUAAAUAAGAAGCUCAAGUCCAUUACAAUGCUGAGGAAGAAAAUUAUACAUUUUACCGGCACUGAUCAGAGAAAACAAGCAAAUGCCGCCUUCCUUGUUGGGUGUUACAUGGUUAUAUAUUUGGGAAGGACUCCAGAAGACGCAUAUAGAACACUAAUCUUUGGAGAUACAGCCUAUAUCCCUUUCAGAGACGCUGCCUACGGAAGCUGCAGUUUCUAUAUUACACUCCUGGACUGUUUUCAUGCAGUAAAGAAGGCAAUGCAGUUCGGCUUCUUUAAUUUCAACGCAUUUAAUCUCGUUGAAUAUGAACACUAUGAGAAAGCAGAAAAUGGAGAUUUCAACUGGAUAAUACCAGAGCGGUUUCUUGCCUUCUGUGGACCUCAUUCAAGAUCCAGGCUUGAAAGUGGUUACCACCAACAUUCUCCUGAGACUUACAUUCCAUACUUUAAGAAUCACAAUGUAACUACCAUUAUUCGUCUGAAUAAAAGGAUGUAUGAUGCUAAGCGCUUUACGGAUGCUGGUUUCGAUCACCAUGAUCUUUUCUUUCCGGAUGGCAGCACCCCUGCUGAGGCAAUUGUCCAAGAAUUCCUGGAAAUUUGUGAAAAUGUUGAGGGUGCCAUUGCAGUGCAUUGCAAAGCUGGCCUUGGUCGAACAGGUACUCUGAUAGGCUGCUACCUCAUGAAGCAUUAUAGGAUGACGGCAGCCGAGAGCAUUGCCUGGCUUAGAAUCUGCAGACCGGGUUCAGUGAUUGGGCCCCAGCAGCAGUUUCUGGUCAUGAAACAGUCAAGCCUCUGGCUGGAAGGCGAAUAUUUCCGUCAAAAGUUGAGAGGGCAGGAGAAUGGACCCCUCAGAGCAGCCUUCUCCAAACAACUCUCAGAUGUUGAUGACAUUUCAAUAGAUGGGCUUGAGAAUCAAGACAAGCAAGAGCCUGAGCCGUAUAGUGAUGAUGAUGAUGAUGAGAUCAAUGGAGUGACACAAGGAGAUAGACUUCGGGCCUUGAAAAGUCGGAGACAGUCAAAAGCCAACGCUAUCCCCCUCACAGUAAUUCUUCAGUCCCGUGUUCAGAGCUGUAAAACCCCUGAACCUAAUCUUUCUGGCAGUUCAGGCAUUACUAAACGAACCACCAGAUCUGCUUCGGGGAAAAGCAGUCUUAAAAGCCUGGCUCCUUGGAGGGAAAAGAGGAGGAGCGCUUUGCAGCCAAUGCCCAUGCUGGCGUUAUGUCCAGCUGUUUCAAGGACUAAGAGUGUCUUGCGUUAAAGUAAAAACCCAGUGACCAUCACUCCAGGGAACUGAAAACCCCAACAGGAUUUAGCCAGUCAUCUGAGAACAAAACAGACUCUGCAAAAGCCUUAGUUUCUUUCCACAUGAGAAGUUCAUUCAAUGAAGAAAACGUCACUGGCCCCUCAGCCACUCACUGACUUUGGGUUGUGGCUGAGCCAUUUGAGGGCUGGACUCUCCCUUCUGUAAUCUCAAGUUGGAUGAAAGCUGCUGUUAUAAGUUUAGUCUCAGGUGUCAAUACCCAGCCCUCUGCCACCAGAGAGCUGUCUGGUGAGUGUGGUAUAUGUGUGUUCUUGUGAUGGCAAUCGUGUUAGCUGCUGGCCUUCAGGAGAGUGGAGGGUGUGCUGGAGGUCUCUUGGUAUAUUUAUUUUUUGUUCAGCCUGUGACCCCGUCCUGCAGUUUAUAAACAUGAAAGGAGAUGAGCAUCUCUCCAGUGGUACCCUCCUUUUUAAGAUAUGAUUUGGUACAAUCAGCUUCACUUUACUCUUGUUAAUACUGUUGUGAUGUUCACUGUGUGAAUUACCCAAGCUGCUUGUCUUUCACCAAAGAGUGCUUUAAUAACAGUCUGUGAAAACUGCAUUUAAACACUGUUAUGUGUUGUUGUGGUUACUAAAACCUGCUAAAGAAUGUUGAUAGAAUAUUUGAACCUUUUCUCAGUUGAAAGGUUACGUAAGUCCUUCCUGUGUCAUUUAGGAUGAAGAUUUCGGGACUGGGACGUUGGGUUGCUCAGUCACACAUUAGAAUUGUGUUUCCUCCAGUACAUUAAAACCAAACAGCAGUGCUGCUUGUCUUAGAAAAGCACCCUAAAUAAUGGUGGCUUUAAAAACAAAAUUGUCAACCCUUUGUAGAGUGUUUCUCUGUAAUGCUGUGGAGUUGUUUUUUUUUUUUUUUUUUUUGUAAUUCACGGUUUGAUUUUAGCGACAAUUGCUUGCUUCUGGAGUUAGGCUGUUUGUGUAAGAGAACUCACUGUUGCCUUGGGUUAGGGAAUACGACUAGAAACUGUAGUGUGCCUUCUCUCUUCACCCCUGCUGGAAGCCAGCCGGACCUGUGCCAUGAAGCAAUUGCAAAGCCAGAAUUUAUCUGCUGCCAAAAAGAAGACAGAGAAUAUCAGAGAAUACUUUAUGGUUAUCUUAGUUACGUCCACAAUAGAGAAUAAUGGUUUUUACUCUUCCCAGUUUGAAGACUGGAAAAAUGAAAUGUUGAAAGCCAUUGAGAGCCAAUGCCUUCCUAAGACAGAUGAAUGUGCCAGGCUUCCCGCUUGAAAAGCAGCCUUCCUUGUAGUUGUAAUGAACAGGUUAAAGUCUGGUAAAUUUAAAAAAAAAAAAUAAAAAAGAAAGGAAGAAAGAAACACAGUGGGUCCCCAUUUCAGUGUUUCUCUCCUCAAACUGUGGCAUUGGCUGACAUUGGGUUGGGGGCCUGGGAAUGUCAAUGUAGAAUCCACACAAAGAGUCCCUCCCCAGUUAAACACUGGAGAAAGGCAGCUAAGACCUAGGUAAGAGGACAAACAUUUCAUUUACUGAUAAUGUUCAAUCAGACUGUACCUGAGUCUAAAGUAGCAACUUCUUAGGAUAGUUCUUCCUCCAUCUGAACCAAGCUGGAUUUGUCCUGUGUAUCAGGAUGAGUGAACAGGGCCUGCCCACUGUGGCUCAUAGUGAUUGAGUUUGGGAAUAAACCACUUGGGCUUCAGUGAUAACCAUAGUGCUUUUUAGAAAUCGCCCUUUUGUGUUGGCGGCUCCAUUCAGCUAGAAUUGCUACUACUGUGGCUCUUGCUAAAAUUCCCUCUCUUGCUGAAGUUACUUAGGAAACGCGAGUUGGUGAGGACACAUUCCCAGGAAAACCUACUCCAGAUGCUGAGGUGAUAACUCUGGGGAUGGACAGUCACCAGCACUGACUGGUGACACCUAGGACCCAGGAAGUCUGGGUCUAACUAAUGGAAAAUCCUUCCUGCUGUGAAUUAGUGCACAACCCCUCCCCAACUACAACUACCCAGAACCUGCUGGGUUAGAAGACCCUGCUUCUACAGGGCAUGAACCAGUGAUUGUUGAUUGCAGGGGCCCCUUUAAUUUAAGAACUUUAAAUAGCUUUGAAAGUGCAUCAGAACCUCCUCUAGCAGAAUUAAAAUUAGAAAGUAAAUGUAUAGGUGCCCUUGAAGCUUUUGGGUGACUGAGACCACCCAGAGUUCAAGAGGAAUGUCUGCAGAGCUGGAUUUUAGGACUCACAGAUUAAUACAGUUCUGAGGCCCAACUAGAACUCUGUUGCCAUGAGACAAGAAGGAUGGGCCCUGAGCAGCGCCACGUUCAACGGCAGCAGUAUUUGUCUCACAUGGCCGUGUGCUGCUCUUCCUCAAAACUUCCCAGCUGUAACUUGACCCCCGAGACCAGCCCUAACCAUUGUCCCGCCCCAUCACCUCACCCCACAGGUGGCUUCUACCUCUUGACUUGGGUCAUAGAGGCUUUCCCAAGUGUUCUCAUGAGGCUCUUGGAGUAUUUUUAGGUCUAACAGACCUUUCCAGCUUUCUGAGUAACUUGUGCCUAGAAUUCCUUAGGCCUCUGUUAGCUUGAAUCGCUGUCUAUGACAAAUAUUUGUUCAUUUGGUGUGUGUCCUAGAAGUAACAGCUGCUUUUCUUCAUAUAUUUUCUAAAAGUUCUUGCCACAUUUUAGAAAGCAGUUGGCCAGAAACCUUAAAACCUAUUUUCUUUAAGAUUUAUUUCUCUUCCACUGAAAUGUCUUGCAUCUCCCUUUAAAUCUGAGUGUUCCUCAUAUCACUGAAUGGAAAUACUACAGGUGUGUUAAAAAGACUUGCCUUUACUGUAUAAGAAAUUACCUCCUUAACGAUCCAGUAGAACUCACUGUGGAUAGACAUGUUCAUCAGAUUAGAGUACUGCAGUUUUACAUCCAUUGUUUGAAGACUUUAUUGUACACUCAUGUACAGAUGAUUAAGUGAAGUUUUAAGGUGUAACUGAUGAAUCAGUAUUUGAUCAAUCAUUGUCUUGAUAUUUUAUUAAAUUGUAUAUUUCUAAUCAUAUUUUUUAAGCUGAGAGAACUGGUUGGAUGUUUAUUCUCCUGAAGGUAUUUUUAAGAUAAAGCUUCACCCUAGCCUGUAAACUUGGCACAUACAUGUAGUUUUUGAUACUUCUUGUUGCAUUUGAAAAUCUUGUGUAUUGUAAAAUGGUUUUAUACAAAAUACUAAAUGGUAGAAAUUGUAUAAUUUACAAUCAUAAUUAAAAAUAUUGAACAGUU
This is a messenger RNA of Peromyscus leucopus (white-footed mouse), 4848 nucleotides long. It is a transcript of the gene Cdc14b, whose product is annotated as cell division cycle 14B. Gene Ontology annotation, cellular component: spindle pole; centrosome; mitotic spindle. The record is from RefSeq and is a predicted model, not a curated record. The transcript has 15 exons. Gene Ontology annotation, biological process: protein dephosphorylation; positive regulation of cytokinesis; regulation of exit from mitosis. NCBI's taxonomy places the organism in Eukaryota, Metazoa, Chordata, Mammalia, Rodentia, Cricetidae. Bases 23 to 1588 code for a protein of 521 amino acids. Gene Ontology annotation, molecular function: protein serine/threonine phosphatase activity; protein tyrosine/serine/threonine phosphatase activity.